AUGGAGCUAAUGGGAUCCACCUUGACGGCGGAGUACACCCGACCCAAAACCAGCCAAUACUUCCCAGCCAUCUCCAACAUGGUGUCCUCCUACCGGAGCAACCAGCCUGUGCUGGCCAUGAACCCCAGUGCCAACCAGCCCUGGAGGACUAACGCCUACUACCGCACAGGCAGCACUGCCGCCAUCCCCUCCCUCUCCUCCAUCCAGAGGGAGAACCUAGGCUUCGACCUGGUCCGGGCCAAGACCAUGUUCUACCCGUCAAACCGGUCAGCCAUGAUCACCCGCUACACCCCAGACGACUGGUACAAGUCCAACCAGAGCAACUACCGUGAGUCGGAGUCGUCCAGGAACAGUGCGGAGCGGCUGAGGAGGGAUACCAUCAGGUUGAUGCAGGAUAAAGAGCAGCUGACAAGGAGGACCCAGGAGACCACCAGUAAGAACAUCGGUGAACGCCUCAACGACAUUAGUUUCUGGAGGUCAGAGUUGAACCAGGAGAUAGACAACAUGGUGAGCGAGAUCAUGGCCCUCACUGAGGUGAAGAGAAGGCUGGAGAGAGCCCUGCAGGAGACCGAGGGGCCUCUGCAGGUGUCCCAAGAAUGCCUGUAUCACAGAGAGAAGCGAAUGUCCAUUGAUCUGGUUCACGACAACGUGGAGAAAGAUCUCAUAAGGGAAGUGGAGACCAUUAAGUCAUGCCAGGAGAGGAUGAGGAGACAUCUAGACAAAGCCAUCGCUCAACUAGCGUCAAACCGAGCAGCUCAGCAUGAGCUGGAGAGAGACCUCAGUGACAAGGUGACAGCCCAGAGAAUAGACAAUAGGUGUCACCAUCUCAGGAAUGCGUCAGACGGGAUCAGCUACUACAGAGGGAUCGAGAGACUGGACCCAUCGCUCUCCCUGCCCGACUCGUGGUCAAAGUUCACGGAUGACAACAUCCUUCACUCCCAGAGCGAGCGGGCGGCUUCCCACAAGCUGCGUGAUGUUAUUGAGAUCCUGCUGAACGUCACGUCCAAUGAGAUGUGGAAACAUUUCAACACGGUCAACGUGGCCUUCACCAACCGCAUGUCAGAGACCGCCGAUGCCAAGAACAGCCUGCAGACACACCUGGCUAAGACCCUCCAGGAAAUCUUCCAGACAGAGCUGCUGAUAGAGAGCCUGAAGAAGGCUCUGAGGGACAAGGAAUGCCCCCUGAAGGUGGCCCAGACCAGGCUGGACGAGAGGACACGCAGGCCCAACGUGGAGCUCUGCAGGGACAACCCACACCACAGACUGGUGGGAGAAGUGAGGGAGAUAGAGGACACCAUCCACAAGCUGCGUGAGAGACUGAUGGAGGCAGAGAACACCCUGCAGAAGCUGGUGAAGACCAAGGCUGCCCUGGAGCAUGACCUAUCCAUCAAGGCUAACUCCUUGUUCCUGGAUCAGGAGAAGUGCAUGGGCAUAAGGAAGAGCUUCCCCAGCACCCCACGCCUGGUGGGAUACACCUAAAGCCAUCACAUACAGUGCAUUCGGAAAUUAUUCAGACCCCUUGACUUUUACAGCCUUUUUUAAAAAUUCCCUCAUCAAUCUACACACAAUAUCCCAUAAUGACAAAGCAGAUUUUUUGAUAUUUUUUCUAAUUUAUCAAAAACAAAAACUGAUAUAUCACAUUUACAAAAGUAUUCAGACCCAUUACUUAGUACUUUGGCCACGACUACAGCCUUGAAUCUUCUUGGGUAUGAUGCU
Molecule: messenger RNA, 1716 nt
Organism: Oncorhynchus gorbuscha (pink salmon)
Lineage: Eukaryota; Metazoa; Chordata; Actinopteri; Salmoniformes; Salmonidae
Gene: tekt3
Product: tektin 3
Exons: 7
Coding region: 1-1479 (492 amino acids)
Biological process (GO): cilium movement involved in cell motility; cilium assembly
Cellular component (GO): sperm flagellum; microtubule cytoskeleton; nucleus
Source: RefSeq, a predicted model, not a curated record